Messenger RNA from Cyprinus carpio (common carp), 565 nucleotides. RefSeq names its product mago homolog, exon junction complex subunit (gene magoh). Gene Ontology annotation, biological process: RNA splicing. Gene Ontology annotation, cellular component: exon-exon junction complex; catalytic step 2 spliceosome; nucleus. The record is from RefSeq and is a predicted model, not a curated record. Lineage: Eukaryota; Metazoa; Chordata; Actinopteri; Cypriniformes; Cyprinidae.
GAUUCCAUAUUGGUCGUUCCUCAAGCAGUUUAUUUAAGGAAGAUUGUUCGUGCGGUGAUUUAGGUAUAUAGUGCCUUACUUAAAUAUUGUGCACAGAUAUGUCCUCGAGUGACUUUUAUUUGAGGUACUAUGUGGGCCAUAAAGGUAAAUUCGGCCACGAAUUUCUGGAAUUUGAAUUCAGGCCAGACGGCAAACUGAGAUAUGCAAACAACAGCAACUACAAGAACGACGUCAUGAUCCGAAAAGAGGCAUAUGUUCAUAAAAGCGUGAUGGAAGAGUUGAAGAGAAUCAUUGAUGACAGUGAGAUCACAAAAGAAGACGAUGCCUUGUGGCCACCUCCAGACAGAGUCGGGCGACAGGAACUGGAGAUUGUCAUCGGUGAUGAACACAUUUCAUUCACAACUUCCAAAAUUGGAUCUUUAAUUGAUGUCAACCAGUCCAAGGACCCAGAAGGACUCAGAGUUUUCUACUACCUGGUCCAGGAUCUCAAAUGCCUUGUAUUCAGUCUCAUCGGCCUCCACUUCAAAAUCAAGCCCAUCUAGCUACCCAGUUGGAUUUUGUUUUU